Molecule: messenger RNA, 3090 nt
Organism: Armigeres subalbatus
Lineage: Eukaryota; Metazoa; Arthropoda; Insecta; Diptera; Culicidae
Product: angiotensin-converting enzyme-like
Exons: 7
Coding region: 157-2193 (678 amino acids)
Biological process (GO): proteolysis
Cellular component (GO): plasma membrane
Molecular function (GO): peptidyl-dipeptidase activity; metallopeptidase activity
Source: RefSeq, a predicted model, not a curated record
UAGCAUCUGGUGAGCAGCUUCGGUUGGAGUUAGUUCCAGUCCGGAAUUCAACGGUAUCGAAUGUGGGAUCACGUCGCGGCUGUUCAUCGAAUGGUGUUUGUUCGAUAAUCUUCAGGAAUAUUUGUGAUACAUGCAAGAACUGUGAUGUGAAGGAAGAUGGGUGCCAGAAUUAUUCUAGUGUUGUGCUUAGCAUAUGUGUUAAUUUACGGAACGAGUGCACAAAUAAGUGACCUCAGAUACACAGAGACAACCAAUGAUAACUUGGGAGAUGCCAUCCAGUUUCUACGGGACUUUGAUCGUGAAGCUGCCGAAAUGUGCAAUCGAGUUGCUAGCAGUGAAUGGAAGUACGCUACCAAUUCAACGGAGUUCAAUAAGCGCCGCAUGCGCGAACAACAGAACCUGGCGUCCAAAUUCGAAUGCCUUAGCUGGAGACGGGCCGCUUCGUUCGAUUCAUCUACUAUUGUGGAUUCCGGCAUACGGCGACAGUUGGGACGGAUUGUUCAACCUGGACGGUGCGGUUUGGGAGAAGAUAAGUACGCUGAGUUAGCGCAUGUCAUUUCGUUGAUGAAGGAAAAUUACAACAAUGCCAAAAUUUGUCCAAUCCAAGGAACACACCCUACAUCAUUGGGAGCAGACAGUUUUAAACCGUCGAAUUACGUUACCGGUUAUACGGCGUAUUGCGACCUGAAGCUAGAGCCGGACGUCGCACAGAUAAUAGAAACAAGUCGCGUUGAACCCGAGUUGAGAUAUUAUUGGUUAUCAUGGCAUGAGAAAACUGGACCACCGGUGAAAAAUACGUUCAUGAGAUAUUUGGACCUAGCGAACCAAGCUGCUGAACGCCAUGGGUUCAGCGACGCCGGAGACCAAAUGCGUUCGGUUUAUGAUGAUAGCGAUUUUUUCUUCACAGUAAGUGAUCUGUGGACCAAAGUGCAACCACUCUACAAACAGCUUGUAACCCUGGUCAGGAAGGGUCUAGUGAGACAAUAUGGUGAGCAUGUAAUUCGUAGGGACGGACCGCUUCCGGCACAUCUGUUAGGUAACAUAUGGGCUCAAAAUUGGAGGAAUAUUUUGGACAUCGUUAGAACAGGGCCACCUGAGACACCAGAUAUCACAGGGGAACUAGUGCGGCAAGGUUACACCCCGUUGAAGAUGUUUCAAACAGCUGAGGAGUUCUUUACAUCUAUUGGUCUUCCUCCAAUGGCACCGGAGUUUUGGCGUAAUUCGGUGCUGCAACAGGCGAAUGAGAUGUUUGGUCAUUGCACUGCAUCCGCUUGGGACUUUUGCAAUAAGGUUGAUUUUCGUAUUAAACAAUGUACGCAAGUCAACCUGGAGGACUUCGUUAAUGCACAUCAUGAAAUGACACACGUGCAGUAUUAUAUGCAAUACACGAGUCAGCCUUUUCUGUACCGUGAAGGACCGAAUCCCGCAUUCCAUGAAGCCAUUGCAAAUGCUAUUAGUUUGUCGGUCGGAGGCCCAAAUCAUCUGCAAAAAUUGGGAUUACUUAAUACACCGGUAUCGGUAGUAAAUGGCAAUACUAUGGUUAACAUCGAAUACCUUUUAGGUGUGGCUUUGGACAAACUUCCGUUCAUGGCUUUCAGUUUGGCUCUUGAAAAGUGGCGCUGGUAUGUGUUCGAGAAAGGUCCAGUCGGCAUGAAUGCUCGCUGGUGGGAGCUUCGGCUUCGAUAUCAAGGCAUUAUUCCUCCCGUGGCUCGAGGCUUUGAACAUUUCGACCCAGGGGCGAAGUAUCACGUUAUCUCUGAUCAGGACUACAUUAGGUAUUUCGUCGCCACUGUGCUACAGUUCCAGGUAUUCUCGGAACUAUGUCAGGCAUCGCAUCACGUUGGACCGUUGCACACGUGCGAUUUCUAUCGCUCGCGCGAAGCCGGUAGAAUACUGAGUGAUGUAAUGCAACAAGGGGCAUCUCUUACAACAACACAGUUGAUAAAACUCUUAACAAGGGGUAAAACUUCUCGUCUAUCUGUGGAACCAUUAUUGGACUUUUUUAGGCCCCUGGAGGCAUGGCUGGAACUGCAAAAUAGAGGCGAAUUGAUAAUCGGAUGGAGCUCCAAAAUGGAAGAUAUUGCAUUAUUUCAACCGUUGGUAGAUCGAAAUGGAAGAAGUUUAGCAAGAAACAUGACUUCUAAUAUUCUUUCCAGUAUUUUAAUCUUCUUAUCGACAUACUUCUUGCUUUAAAAAAUUAUGUGUUCUUUUACUUAAGUAAAAAAGUUUAAUUUGUAAAUAUACUGUUCAAAAAAAAAUAUAUAAAGCUCUUUUAGUGGAAUGUAUUCAACCGUCUAAGACGAAUUAAGUACUGUCCAUUUAAUUCCACCAGUCAAUUUACUGUUCACUGUUCAAGCUUAUACUGUUCAAGUUUCAGUACAACUCAACUCGUGACAUUAGAUUGAUGGAAGAAUAUUAUUUAUUUUCCCCAUUGCUUGUGACAUUCCUACUUCAACAUUUUUCGUACCAUAACCACCUUCCCUUUUUCUACGCGUUUCUUCUGCUGUAGAGUGGAUCUGAUUUGUAACUUCUGACAUAAAUCUUUUUGGUAUAUAAAAUAGACAGGGUCGCCGUCUUCGACCAGAGGUCGCACAGACUAAAUACUCAACACCUAGCAUUGGACAACGGACAGUACAUUCACAUAACACCCAGUGGACCAGUGGAAAAUGUUCCGCUUUACGAAAAGUUUUCUCCUUUACUAGAGCGGAAGUCGAGCCCACACUACACAGCACGCAAGACGACUGACGCCGCUGACUGCACGGCAACGAAGUUCACAUGAAUAAAUCGAUAAAAAAUAGUGUUUCGUAUUCUGUGUAUCAACCACGAUGAUAGCCGCACAUUUAAGGCUCCCCCAGACCUAAGCGAUUUCAUCGUCGCGACGCCGGUAAUGUUCAAUUUACGCUUCCAUAUCAACGACGACAGAAUCGCUUUAAAAGGCUCCCGCAAACCGCGAAUCAUUUCGUUCAGAAACGUUGAUAAAUUCUCGCUUAACUUUUCAAAAGGUCCUAAGUAACAUUUUUUUCAUGAAUUUAUUUGAAUAGCGCAAUCAACAGCAGCGCAAUGAUUACACUACUCAAAUUAAUUCAUGAA